ACACUGUACGAAAAGGAUAAUAUUGUUCGAAAGUGUCCAGAUUGCACAUUUAAAAGGAUUUAAGUUGCUGCUAACAUUGGUUCCCCUGAACCUCUGAGACAUAUGCUGUGACUUCGCAAUGCCUGUGGGUCCAUACGACCAAGACAGUUUUUAUCAGAACACACCAAUCCACACCCCAGAUAGAACUAUAGGCAAUGAAUCGUCUUCAAGUUUACUCAAGUCUGUGAAGGCUCAGGAAGUCCAGUUUAAAAGAAUAACUCAGGAAUUACAAGCUGAGCAGAAGAAUCUUUUACAGUACCAGGGAAGCCCAGGUAAUAUGACUAGUUUUAACACAACAGAAGACUCACUACCCUGGCAAAGCCCCCACUAUCUGGCUGAUUCUAGAAUCCAAGAUGACAGUUUUGUGUCACCAAAAAUGAAUUCCCAUCUAUUGGAUUCUUGUAUGAGAGAAUUAGAAGACAGAGGUACUUUUGGAACUGAUACGAUGGAUUUUGAUAAUUAUGCACACGAGAGUUAUGGGGGGCAUGACCCUGGCAUGUACAGCAGUGAUCCUUAUGGACAAAGGUAUUCUCCCCACCUCCCAAAUGGUGGUCAGUAUUUCCAUGAUGACAGAUCCCCUCAUGGAUCCAGAGUGUCCCUCCAGAGCGGGGGUAGUCACAGAAACCCCUCCAGAAUGGAUAACAAGUCAGGGGUCCAGGGCUCGUUAGGGUCCCUCCACAGACAGGAGCUCCCCCAUGAUAACUAUGCCUCUUACUCCUCCCUCUCCCGGCAGCAGUACAAUGAGGAUCCCCAGGGGUCCCCUCGAGGCCCCACUACCCCUACAAGGUUUAACGGCUAUCAGGACCCGCCGUACGGUAGCGGGGGCCGCUACAGUGUGGCGUCUAAUGAUAGUUUACACCAAGCUGAUCCAUACAGUAUUUAUGAUCCUAGGGAUGCUCCUCCACGAAGUAGAGGGAGUUAUGAUGAAUCUCCUCCUUAUAGCAGCAACCAACACAUGAACCAAGACCCUAGGUACACAGGUCACCCAACUGACGAUCGCUAUGGAGACGCCCCUCCAAGGAGCAGAGGAAGCUAUGAUGAAUCUCCCCCAUACAGCAGUAAUCAACAAAUUAAUCAGGAUCCCAGGUACACAGGUCACCCAGCUGAUGAUCGCUAUGGUGAUCACCCUGGAAACGAUCCCUAUGGUGAUCACCCUGGUAACGAUCGCUAUGGUGAUCACCCUGGUAACGAUCGCUAUGGAGACCCUCACAAUGACUCCCGUUUUAGUGACUCUUUCUAUAGGGACUCUCCAGACAGAAAUAACAUGUAUCCUAGAACUGGUCCUUCCCAGGACAAUUACCAUGACUACCCCCCAGAGGACAGUCGUUUCCAGGACCCCUCCUAUACAGACGACAGAUAUCCAGAGGAUUAUCGAGAAUCACCUGUCCCUAGGAAUCAGGGUUAUGGAGGGGAGGGACCACCAGAUGAUAGGUUUCAAAACAUGUCUCUUAACGAUCCCCAUGGCAACUAUCCUCCAGACGAUAGUUACCCUGGUGACCCCCAGAAUCAGAGCUUUGAUCGCCGGGCUCCUGAUGACCGUUACGGGGAUGAACAGCAAACAUUUGGUGAUUAUGAUGAUCAGCCGUACAGGAAACAUGAAGGACUCCCUCAGGUUCAUAGCGAUCCAUUUGCUGACGAUCCGUUCCAACAACAACAGCAGAGAAGUCGCACACCAACCUCAGUACAUGACCAGUAUGAUUCUAACCCUGACCUGAGAUUCGUACCCCAGGAUGACUUUGAUCCCUACAGUGGUCGUCAUGGUGAAUAUGCCCCAAUGACAGCCCCUAAUUUGGAAUCCCGUCCUGACUUUGAUCAAUCUAACAUGAAUUCUAACCCUGACCUGAGAUAUAUACCCCAGGAUGACUUUGAACCUUAUGAUGGUCGUCAUGGUGAAUAUGCACCGAUGACACCUCAGAAUCUGGAAUCACGUCCUGACUUUGAUCAUUCUAACAUGAGUGGAUAUAAUGAUCAGCCACCAACACAGUAUGAUGAUCGCUAUAGUAACGAUGGCCGCGGUACCCCACAGAGGGGGAUGUAUGAGGACAACAUCCCGCGAUUAGAGGCCGCCCUCGUAAACGCACCAUCCAGGGAGCAUUUCUCUGACGGCAGGCGUACACCAUCAAUACAAGGAGAGGGAAAUAGCUGGCGACCUCCUGACCUACAGGAAGUAAUUGAUUACCUGAGUCAUCCUAACAAUCAGGUCAAGGCCAAUGCUGCUGCCUACUUACAGCAUUUGUGUUACACAGACCAGGAUAUCAAGGUCAAAACCAGGGGUCUUGAUGGGAUCCCCCCACUUGUGGAGCUGUUACACAGUGAUUACCCUGAGGUCCAGAAGAAUGCCUGCGGGGCCCUCAAAAAUCUGUCCUACGGCCGAGGACCUGCAGGAACGGAUAAUAAGAAAGCAAUCGCCAAUGCAGGUGGAAUUACGGAGUUAAUUCGUCUUAUACGUAAAACUCGGGAAGAAGAAAUCAAGGAAUUGGUGACAGGCAUUUUGUGGAAUCUUUCGUCUUGUGAGGAGCUGAAGCCGAAGAUAAUCGCGGAGGGGUUACCAGACAUAGUCAGUCAUGUCAUUGUACCAUACUCCGGCUGGGAACAACGUAAGAUGAUGGAGUAUGAACCAUGGACUACAGUGUACAAAAAUGCAACAGGAAUCAUCAGAAAUCUGAGUUCAGCGUAUAAAGACGAUGAAAUGAGGGGUUAUGACACGAGAAAUAAACUAAGAGAGAGCAGUCGAUUAGUGAACAGUUUAAUUUAUACUCUCAAAAUCUCUAGAGACAAAAGGGAUCGUGAAAAUAAAAUUGUGGAGAACUGUAUGUGUGCUUUACGGAAUCUCUCAUUCCGAAUUCAAGAAGUGACAGAACAGGACUUUUAUAAAAAACGAACAGAGACGUUAAAACGUCGCCAGCAGCCAGACAAGGAAACAACAGGGUGCUUUGGAGGGGGAGGAAAUAAGAAGAAGGGAACAGCAGCCAAAAAAGGAAAACCCGACAUGAAUCAAAAUGCUGAGAUACAUCUGCCACCGGGGGCGCAGGAAUUCAAGGCUCUCUGGAAGCAGGAGACAGUCACGCUGUAUCUAGAUAUACUGAAGGAGAGUUCUAACCCAGUAACAGUAGAGGCAGCAGUGGGGGCAGUACAAAACCUAACAGCCUGUUACUGGAAGUUUGCAGAUGAUGCCAGAGCUCUAGUGAGGAUAGAGAAAGGGCUGCCCUCAUUGGUUGAUUUACUGGGUCAAGAUCGAGAUGACCUUGUGUGUCACUCAGCCCUCGCACUACGCAACUUAGCCAUUGAUGAGAGGAAUAAAGAGCUGAUAGGUAAAUAUGCCUUGAAGCCCAUAAUUAACACCCUACCACUGGAGAAACAAAAGGAGAAUGUCCCUGAUAAGACAAUAUGUGCUGCUGUGGCUCUCCUUAUAGAACUACUGAAGAACAGUGUAGACUUCGCACAAAUGUUUGUGAGAGAAAAGGGCAUUCCUAGAUUAAAGUUUGUGAAAUUUGCUCCAGGAAAGUUUCAGAAGAAAACCAAAGACCAAGUACAGAGGCUUCUGGAUAAACUAUGGGAGUUUAAGUCACUUCAUGGGGAGUUGAUACAGAAUGGUCUGACAGAACAGGAGGUGAAGGCCCCAGCCUCAGCCAGCAGACCACCAAACACAGGAGCCCCCAGCACCACCCCUUACAGUACGAUGAGUCGUGGUAUGGAGAGCCAUGGUUAUGAUGAUAACACUUUGUCACCAGGGCGACCAAUGAACAAACCAUAUAUACCUGCCAAUGGGGGUUACCAUGGCAUGGUUCAAGGUCACAGCAACCCUGCCAUGAACGUAGAAGAACCUUACUCCUAUGAUGACAGAAGAAGGGGUGAGGAGAUUCCGAUGAGAGACAUUGGUUAUGCCCCUUUAGAUGAGGACAGGAGGGAAAGGAAAACCCCUGUAGGUGGCGUCCCCCUCUUCCCGGGAUUACAACCACAACAGCAAGCUCAGCCACAAUCUGUGUCACAUGGAGGAGAACCUUUAUAUGCUCAAGUCAAUAAAAACAAACGCAGAGACGACUUAGGCCCUGGUUAUCAGGUGAAUCUAGGUGAACCAGGAAGUCCAGCAGGGGGUGCUGACUCCUGGGUAUAGUGUUUUGUGACAAUAAGUGCUAAGGAAAAUGUAAAACAACAUAUUGGACUCUUCUGCAAUAGAUUACUGAGGAAUGGAUAUACUCAGAGGUUGUGAUCAAUGAGGAGUGGAUGUACACAAGUUGUGAUUGUCAAGGGUUGUGUAAGAUUUUGGAAUUUACCUCCUGAAGGUUGUGAUUAGAGAUUUCUUAUUGUGAAGGAAAAACUUGAAUGAAUUGCAGCAGUAAAACAAAACCCUCUUAACAGAAGAAUGAUCUGAAGAGAAGAUUUGUGACCCUCCUUAAUGAAUAAGCAUUUAUCAAUGCUCACAUGUCUCAUGUCCACAAACUCGUUACCAUGGACUCGAGUUGUGCACCAAGAAGUGAGAUACUGUUGAUUAUGUCUUUUGAUGAACGACUCUUUUGUUGUGCCUGUGAAUGUAUAGCAGUACUAUAUGUAAGCGAUAAGCUGCUAGGACAUUAUUCCAGUAGUAGUCAGCCAUUGGUGAUAUGUAGGCCACCCGAUAUUACUGUUGCUUCAGAUGUAUCAGACAUAUUAUUUAUUAUAGAACAACAUUCCCUUUUAAAAUAAGCAUUUCUCAAAUAUACAUAAUUCAUAGACUGGCUAGUGAAUUUUUUCCAAAGAGUUUUAUCAUAUAUACCCAUGUUUAUAAUGUAUUGUAUUUUUAGCUGAUUAAUGUUAUUUUUUGGGUCAGCUAUUCCAGAUUUUUGUACAUGGUCAUGAGGUUAUUGUAGAUACAGAUAUCAUUUACACUUUUAACAUGAUUUACAAUAUUAGCAUUUCACAAGAUAUUUCCAUCGCACUCUAUGCACUUAAUUGCCUAGCUUCAUUUCUUCUUCACUAAAUAAAAGGUGUGAAAGGCAUUCCACUUAGUGGCCUAUUUGAAGCCUAGGAAUACAGCAAUAUAAAAGUAGUUGUGCAAAGCAUGAGCAAAUUCAACUACAUGGCCAUUACAUGAAUCUUAUCCACCCUACAUAUUGAUCACAGACUUUGGGCAUUAACAUGAUUAAAGUAAAGUGUUGGUGUACAUGGUAUAGUCCUACAUAAUUAUAUAGAGUUGUGGGACUUCUAUUUUCAGCCCAUUUUAUCAUCCAAUAUUUGACAAGUGAUUGUUUGCCAUGUACUUUAGUGCAUAAAAGCACAGUUAAUCAUUGUACCAUACUGCAGCGAUUCGUUAGUCAGUGUUACCAUGGAAAUGUACUUUUAGAAAUUUAUUUUUCUAGAAUAAGGUUGUUAAUGCAUCAUAUCUAUAAAUCAAAUCGGAAUCAUUCUAUCACCACUCAUCAUUUUUUUUAAUAUAUAAAAUAAAUUUUUUUACAAGACCA
Saccostrea echinata is the source of this 5477-nucleotide messenger RNA. Its product is annotated as catenin delta-2-like. Gene Ontology annotation, molecular function: cadherin binding. Gene Ontology annotation, cellular component: nucleus; plasma membrane; cytoplasm. Gene Ontology annotation, biological process: cell-cell adhesion; cell-cell junction assembly. The transcript has 26 exons. Lineage: Eukaryota; Metazoa; Mollusca; Bivalvia; Ostreida; Ostreidae. The coding region runs from base 119 to 4153 and encodes 1344 amino acids. The record is from RefSeq and is a predicted model, not a curated record.